Salvelinus sp. IW2-2015 is the source of this 2595-nucleotide messenger RNA. The record is from RefSeq and is a predicted model, not a curated record. NCBI's taxonomy places the organism in Eukaryota, Metazoa, Chordata, Actinopteri, Salmoniformes, Salmonidae.
ACCGUCGCAUCGUAACAUAAUCGAAUCGGCCCAAUAUUUCUAACACCUUGUGUCUCUGAUAUUUUAAAAAUCACACAAAAACAUAGAAGAAAAAACGCAUCGUCUCUUUUAUUUUCUGUUUAUUUGAUGAAAUACUAUUUAUGUCAAGUCUACGCAUACAAUUUGAUGCAUACGUUGGAAAUCCAAAGUGCAACACACAGAACACGCUACCACUGCUUCUGCAACGCAAUGCUGCAGGGCAAACGCAGCGUUCCAUUGGAUAUGAAUGUAUUUCUGGUGUACCAAAAAGCAAUGACGAUAUCUGUCGAGGUCGAGGUUUUACGCAUGCGCUGUUCAAUGACCGGUGAACACAAUGGAGUCACGUAUUCUGAAGUCAAGUCGUCGUGAAAACUUGUCUGGAACCCCCGACUCAUUUCAACAUUAGCUGGUCUUGUGACGGAAACCGUGGCCGAGUCGCAUGUUGACGGUUAUUGCCUUUCAGCUGUAUCGUAAUCGCUCCAAAUAUUGCUGAGCAAGCUGUAUGAGAUCACCUGCUAUCUAGAACACUGUUCUAACUCCCCCUUUCUUGAAAUGUUUUUCAACUAUUGUGUUUAAAGGCAGAACAGUAGAAAACGUCCAACCGUCAUAUCAUAUCAUAAAAAUGUCAGAAGUGAACAUGGGAAGACGAAAGGAGAAGUGUGAGAAUUGCACUAAACAGUGCAACAAGAAGCUGAGUGGUGAAGACGUCAGCUCCCUUCCGGAGGACGAUGUAGCCAACGGAGAGGUCCCUGCCUCCUCGCCUCCCCUCCAGCAGCAGGUGUUGCUGAGUGCCUGUCUGUCCUGUGAGGGUUGUGUGUCAGAGGAGGAGAGCCUAAAGAUCUCUCAACAGAACCUGGAGGAGGUGGCCCGGGUCCUGGGCCAAAACAAGAAGUGUGACGUGUCCAAACACCAGGUCCUGGUGGUGUCAGUGUGUUCCCAGUCUCUGCCUUUCUUCGCUGUCAAGUUCGGCCUGGACAUUCCUGAGGCCACACGCAAACUCUGUGGCUUCCUCAAGAGCCUCGGAGUGCAGUAUGUGUUUGAUACCACUCUAGCUGCAGGCUUCAGUAUUCUGGAGAGCCAGAGAGAAUUUGUCCAGAGGUACCGUGAUAACCAGGCCCUACCCAUGUUCACCUCCUCCUGUCCAGGUAAUAUUUACACCUUUACAUAUUUACAGUGUAGGGAGUCAUUGAACCAUCUAAACCGCUUUUAUAUCACCUCACACAACAGUGUUCAUCACCUCACACAACAGAAGCUGAGCCCAGACAAGCUGUACCACAUGGUGGUGGCCCCGUGCUUCGAUAAGAAACUGGAGGCAGUCCGAGAGGAGUUCUACAACAGUCUACUGGACACCAGAGACGUGGACUGUGUCCUCACGUCAGGGGAGGUGUUCCUCAUGAUGGAACAGAUGAAGGUGUCCGUAGCAGACCUGGACUCUGUCCCUCUAGACCACCUGCUGAGUGAGGCAGGGGGCCAAGCCUUGGUGAGACAUGAGGGCAAAGGAUCGGAGGGCUUCCUGGAACACAUCUUCAAAUACGCUGCUACGAAACUGUUUGGUCUGGAUGUAGACGAGAUCACGUACAAGACUCUCAGGAACCGUGACUUCCAGGAGGUGUGUCUGGAGCGGGAUGGGAAGGUGCUGCUGCAGUUUGCAUCUGUCUAUGGCUUCAGGAACAUCCAGACUCUGGUCCACCGCAUGAGGACAGGAAGCAUCCCCUACCAACUGGUGGAGGUGCUGUCAUGCCCAGGAGGCUGUGUGAGUGGUCGUGGGCAGGCGGAGGGAGAGACAGGGGGUCGGGUGGACAAGGCCUUGGUUCAGCAGAUGGAGGAGGCCUACAGCAGUCUAACAGUCAGGCUGCCUGACACCAACCCUGACCUACUCAUACUCUACCAGGAUUGGCUGGAGGGACAGGACUCCACGCAUGCGAACACACUCCUACACACACAGUACACACAGCAGACCCCCAGCCAGACACAGACAGACAUACAGUGGUGAGACAGACACACAGAAACUCAAACACACCUUAACAUCCAAAAGCCCAAUCAAUCACUGACCCUCUGUCUCCUACGGACCCACUGCAGUGGUUUCCAUAGGAACCAUUGUAUAGGCGGGGAUGGCCAGAGGGCCUGGAUGCUGUGUUUGUGUUCCUUUGCACCCUGCCUAAAGAAUCAUCUCUGGAAAAUACCCAUAUAUCCAAGAGACUUGAUUCUGAACUUCCUUAAAUCAACCAGAUGGUGGUGCUGUUAUUCCAUACGAUAUACUGCUCUAGAGUGCUUUGGAGGCUGAUCCACUGCUUUCACCAUGGAGGGGAAACAGAACAUAUUUGUGCUACGUUCCAGAGGGACUUCAUUAUGUGACAGACACAUUUGUGACACGGGAAAACAAUUGUAUCUGCCGGCAACAACCCUAAAAUGAAUAGUAUUUGAUUCAAGGGGACGAAGCAGGAAAAGUAUCAAACAAACUGUGUCCUGUUAACAUGUAGUGAAUGUGAAACCUGUAAGUAGGACGAACAGAAUUCUUAGAAGUGAUCCAAACAGCUCAAAUAAAACCAGUUGUACUUGUUUCAACUGUGAAAUGUA